GCUAGUUCCUGGCCAAUUCCUAAUGGCUAGAGACGGGGCCAAGCUAUGCAGUUGUUUAAAAGGCCUUAACAGAGAAAUUGGGGUGUGGACUGGAUUUGAACGUCCCCAAAGUGUGUGUGUGUGGGGGGGGGGGGUGUUUGCAGUUUGCAUCUGGAUUUCUGUCUCUAACGGUCACAUUCUGCAUCCCUCUCAUUUCCCCUUUGGUAGCAACAGGAGAAGUUACUGGUCACUUCUUCCCCUAAAAGCUUUGGGCGGUGUUGUGUCAAGCAGCUGCUGCAUUUCACCCCACUGGUGGCUGCUUUACGGGGUGGCUGAGAGAGCCCUUCACCAUGCCGGCAGUUUGUAAAAAGCUUUGAGAUCCUCCUAAAUGAAAGGUGCUCUAUAAGCAUCAGAUUUUUAUAUUCUACCCACUUUGCUAGGCCCGUUCUUGAGUGAGCUUCAUUAAAGUCGAGGGGGAAUUUAAAAGCGUUGCUGGUUGCAUUCUAAUUUUUUUAGAAAGGGCUGAUGCUGGGUGUUCCAGAAGCUGUCCCCGCUCCUGGAAAGUGCCUUUGUUUUGGGGGAGCUGGUCAGUGGUGGUGGUAUGCUGCUCAUUGGUUUACUGAGAAGCAAAGCGUUUCUCUCUGCUCACGCCGACGCACUGAGUCUUUUCAGAGCACGCUCAGGACAGAGGAUGUUGUUGAUGCCAAGCAGAAAUCAUUGGCCCCACCCAGGCGGAACGUGCUCGGUCAGUUGUUUCCGUGUCCCUUUCAGUAAACAUGUUGCUGUUUGAAGGGGCAAAUCCCUCCUGCGAGGAAACAGCAGAAUCGCGCCGGCUGCCUGGCUUGGUUCGACGCGCAGGAUGACGUCUCCCAGAGCCCUGCUGCUGUGUCUCCAGGGCCUGCUGCUGCUGGGCAGCUUUACCCAGGCCUGCCCGCCCCCCUGCCAGUGCUACGACGGAACAAAGGUGUUCUGCUCCGGGGAGGAGAUCUGGGGCAUCCCCGAGGGCCUGCCGGGCAAUGCCACUCAGCUCUUCUUCGUGGAGACCUCCCUCACCGCCGUCGGGAGCGGGGCCUUCGGCAACUGCAGCAGCCUCGCCAGGCUGGUUUUCCUGAACAACCCGGGCCUGGCCCUGGAAGCGGGCGCCUUUGGGGAGCGGUCCAGCCUCGCCGAGCUCGAGGUCUCAGGCAGCAAUUUGUCAGCCCUGAGCAGCGCGGCCUUCGGCAGCCUGCUGGAGCUGCGCAAUCUCUUCCUCACCUUCAGCGCCCUCCGAGCCCUGGAGCCAGGGCUCUUCAACCGCACGCCCAGCCUGGAAGCGCUUCACUUGCAAGGGAACCAGAUAGAGACCCUGCCCCCCACAGUCUUUUCCCCGCUGAGGGAGCUGAGGGUGCUCGACCUGUCUCACAACCCCUUGGGCCCGGUGCCUGACAGGCUGUUCGACCCGCUCGCCCUGCUCCAAGUGCUGAAGCUGAGCAACAUCGGCCUCACCCGCCUCCCGCUUGGCAUCUUCCGGCCCCUGAGGAGCCUCAAAGAGCUCUCCCUGGAUAGGAACGCGCUGGCGGAUCUGCCCCCAGGAGCCUUCUCCGGGCUCUCCCGCCUGCAGAGACUGGAGCUCCAGCACAACACCCUCACGAGCCUGCGCUCCUGCAUCUUCUCCUGCCUGUCGAACCUGGACGUCCUAAACCUGGAGGGCAACCGCCUCUCUGCACUCCCCGCCGGCCUGCUCCGGGGCACGCCCAAGCUGGGCCAGCUCUUUGCCGCCUCCAACCGGCUUGAGACCAUCCCUGAGGGGAUCUUCAGCAACCUGCUCCAGCUGCGGACCAUCGUGCUCUCGCACAACCAGCUCACUCACCUGCCCGCGGGGGCCUUCAGAGACCUCUUCAGCCUCACCACGCUGCAGCUGGACCACAACAACCUCACCGCCCUGGCGGGGGACACCUUCCACAACCUCCUCAGCCUAGAGGUGCUGGGCCUGGCUGGGAACCGCCUGCAGGCGCUGCCCGAGGGGAUCUUUGACUCCAACGACUACCUGUUCGGCGUGGCCCUGAAGGACAACCCCUGGGUGUGCGACUGCCGGCUGGCCUCUCUCGCCAGCUGGAUCCGGAACUGGUCCGCGCCCCUGAACUCUCAGACCUUCUGCACAAGCCCUGACCACCUGAAGGGAUGGGCGCUCCCGGCUUUACCUCAAGAGCAACUGGUGUGUCUGGCUGCUCCGGGCCCGGCAGACUCCUCCUUGUCCCCGGGAGAGGCAGAGACAGCCCAGGCCCCGUGCACCUACAAUGACCCUGAAGGCACCGUGCAGCUCGCCUGUGACACAGCCGCAUGCCACCGGUUAACAGUUCAUCUCCCUCCACAAGGGGACUCGACUGGCCGGGGACUGGCCUACAAUAGCAACUGGGUCUUGAAUUCCAGCUGUGGCACAGUGAGGGUCUGGGUCACCAUCCAGGCAGAGCCAGGAGGGACGGCAAGGGAGGGAGAGGCUGGUUCUCACAACCCCUGUUCUGAGCCUUAGACCGAAGCUCUCCCCAGGGGUUGGUGCCAUUAAAAGUCACAACCGGA
Messenger RNA from Mauremys reevesii (Reeves's turtle), 2535 nucleotides. RefSeq names its product carboxypeptidase N subunit 2 (gene CPN2). The record is from RefSeq and is a predicted model, not a curated record. NCBI's taxonomy places the organism in Eukaryota, Metazoa, Chordata, Testudines, Geoemydidae. The coding region runs from base 839 to 2488 and encodes 549 amino acids. Gene Ontology annotation, cellular component: plasma membrane. The transcript is spliced from 2 exons. Gene Ontology annotation, molecular function: protein binding.